AAUUUCCAGUGCCCGACUUCCUGUUUACUUCGUAGACGUCACCGGGUUUUUCCUUUCUUGCGUCUUGCCGAAAAGCAAGGAGUUUGCUUGUGUCGUUAUAGGAAGUCAGAAAAUGGUGGUGUUAGUGAGGAAUCCGUUGUCUUCGGAGCUGCAAUGUGUGACGUUGCCGGCUGAAGGCUGGUCGGUUGGGGAUUUUCUCCGUUCCUGGUGCCAAGCGCAGGGGCUUCCUCAAGAUCACUUUUAUAUAAAGUGUAAUGGUCGAUGUAUUAAUUCUGAAAGUAUACUACAAGAUGGAGCUCUUUAUAAUGUGGAACCAAGAUUAUGUGGUGGAAAAGGAGGUUUUGGAUCUAUGCUCCGAGCUCUUGGUGCUCAAAUUGAGAAGACAACAAACCGAGAGGCGUGCAGAGAUCUCAGUGGAAGGAGACUUCGAGAUGUUAACCAUGAAAAAGCGAUGGCUGAAUGGGUGAAACAACAAGCAGAACGAGAAGCAGAUAAGGAACAAAGGCGUUUAGAAAGACUGAAGCGCAAAUUGGUGGAACCAAAACAUUUUUUUACUAACCCAGAUUACCAGCAGCAGUGCCAUGAAAUGGCAGAGAGACUUGAAGAUUCUGUCCUGAAAGGUAUGCAAGCUUCUUCCAGCACAGUGGUUUCCCCAGAAAGCAGUGAGAGUCGAAAAGGGACCACUGAUUCUGGAACCGGACCACCAUCAGAGAAGAAAAGGUGUUUAUGGUUAGGUAUAGAAGGGUUGGACGAUCCUAACAGUUCAGAGACUAAUAGCGAUGAAGAAGAUGAAUCUCCUGGGACGUCAGAAAGAUGCUCCACAUCAUCUGGCAGCCAUAUCAGUGUGAAUGAAAAUUUAAAUGAGUUUCCCAGGAAUUCAGAGGAGUCUGGAAAUUGCAGUUCGGGCUCUGAUGAGAAGUCAGAAGAUCAAACAAAGAAUGCUAAAAAAGAUCAUCUAGAAGAUCCAACUUUCAGUAAGAUUGAAGCCAAUGAGAAACAUAAAACAACACAGAUUCUGAAAGAAGAAAAGCAUACAAAUGCCUCAUGUAGUGAAAAAGCAAGUCAGCUUCAACAUGCAGAUACUGCAAGAGUCAAUCUGAUGGAAUUCAAUUCUGUUGCGGAACUGGAAGCCAUAGGACUAGACAAACUAAAGUUUGAACUAUUGGCCUUGGGACUAAAAUGUGGAGGUACUUUACAGGAAAGAGCACAACGACUUUUUUCAGUGAGAGGUUUGGCCAGAGAUCAAAUUGAUCCUGCUUUGUUUGCUAAGCCUUCCAAAGGGAAGAAAAAAUAAACAUGGUGGAAUGGUUUGUUUUUAUACUCCAGGUUUUACAACGUUCUUUUCAUUCUGCUGCUUUAUAUAAUGUUAUCUUUCAAAAGCCAAUACAAUGUAAAUUUGUAUACUCCUUAAUGCUUUUAACAAUAAUUUUUGUGAUAAUGUUAAAAGUACUUGUUGGUGGACAUUUAUGUUUUUUUUAAAUUUGUUAUUGUUCAGUAAAAGACUAGUAUAUUUUAUAUUUAUGUUUAAGUGACAAAAGUAUACAUUUAUCGAAAAAGUCAAUAUUUUAUGAAGAACAUUUUUGCAAAGCUUAAAAAUUAAUAAAAUUGUAAUUGUGUUUGAUAAAAAUUAAAUUCAAUAUUCUAAUACAGAUAAUCGGAAUCAAACAUGGACGCUGUUGAAUGUAUUCCAAUUAAUAGUUAACUUUGUAACUGCUGCAAAAAUUCAGAUGAACAAGAAAGAGUUAUUGCUAUCAGUUGGGCAAUUGCCCGUCAGACAGCUUCUGUAGUAAUAACAUUCAGACUUUGGAAGCAAACAUUGUUCAGGCCUAUUUAAACAGCCAAAACUGGAUAGUUCUUUUAAUAAACUAAAUUGGAAUUA
Messenger RNA from Thamnophis sirtalis, 1879 nucleotides. It is a transcript of the gene SDE2, whose product is annotated as spliceosome associated SDE2. The record is from RefSeq and is a predicted model, not a curated record. Gene Ontology annotation, cellular component: nucleus. NCBI's taxonomy places the organism in Eukaryota, Metazoa, Chordata, Lepidosauria, Squamata, Natricidae.